Adineta steineri is the source of this 1752-nucleotide messenger RNA. The record is from the annotation of a GenBank genome assembly. Lineage: Eukaryota; Metazoa; Rotifera; Eurotatoria; Adinetida; Adinetidae.
AUGGCAAUGAUGACAGGUGAUGUGUAUGCAACAACACUUGAUCAUCCAGUUUUUCUGCCUACAGAUAGAUCAUUGAAUCCAUUCAGUGAUCGUUUCAUACAAAGAGUUAUUAAUAUGGACCGUCAAAAACUCUAUAAUAUUCCGCAAAUGGAUGACGAUGAGUUUUUACUAGAAUUAAUGCACAAUGAUGAUACAUUAGGUGGUUCGUUAUCUCGUGCUAUGGAAGAUGAUCCAUACGAAGUAAUUUUUGAUGAUAAACUUGAUGAUCAACUUACAUUACAAGAUAAUAUCGAUGGUGAAUGGGUGUAUUUGAUGUCCGCCGGACCGCUAACAGUUAAUUAUAUUGGUAAUCUUCUUGUUCUUGCUAGUAAACGUGACUUUCCAUUGACUCCUCCACCACAUUUUACCUUUCAAUACAUAAAAGAUCCAAGUUCUUUUAAAGCGACACUUGCCCAAGUCGCAGGUUCUAUGUUCGCAGCUCUUCAUGGCGCGCACACCGCUAUGGAUAGUAUUCAACUCAAAGUUCAACAAGUACCAGGUCAUGUUAAAACAGCUCUCAAAAUAGUUCUUGCCGGUUCACCUAUGAUAAUCGAAAUGAUGCUUCCAAACACAUUAAAUACUAUUGGUAGAAUUGCUAAUGAAAGUGCCUCACUAGCGAGAAGAACAUUUGAUAAAUUUUCUUCUGUACAAGAACUUAUUGCUGAAAUUAUAGAAGCAAAUACAAAUACUCAUUCAUCACAAACGAAUAUUGUUGCUCAAAUUCAAGCACAAAUCGACAACGCUAAAGAUGAACAACAAAAUCUCAACAACAAUAUUAAUUCUAUCACUAGUCAAUAUGAUGAUGCUCGACGAGAACUGGAAAAAGCUCGCGAAGAAUAUCAAUUAGCCUAUAAUUCGAUUCCGACUGUUCGUGGAUGGUUUAAAAAAAUUUUUCGUAAAAUAAUUAAUGUAGUCGUGGCGAUUGUCACUGCUCCACUACGCAUCCUUGGAUGUGUCUUAGGAUUAUGUUACAAUAAUCAAGCUGCUCUUCAAGCAGCACAAGCAGCAGCUGAAACAGCUAAACAAAAUGCUAUAGCUAAAGCAAAUCAUUUACGUCAAUUAUUAGAGGAAGCUGAAAAACGUCAUGCUGCUUUCGCUCAACAACAAGCAGCUGAACAACAAAAACUCAUUGAUAUAAUUAAUAAAAUUGCUGCUCUUGAUUUAGAUAGACUGAGUGAAAAAGAAAUUAUGGAUAUUCUUAUUGAAUCUAUCUUACAAAUGAAUCAAAUAAAAGAACAAUGGGGACGUUUGAUUCAAUUCUUUUCCAAAUUAACCAUUCAAGCCGAUAGUACACAACAGAUUAUUGUACAUGAAUUCAUCAAUGCCAUUAAAGACGCACAAGCACAUAACGUAUUAAUUGAACCAAGUGAUCGAGAACUUUUUGUUGAAAUUUUAAGUAUUACAUGUCAAGAAAUAGAACGAGGUGCUCAUUUACUCUAUGUUAUGUCUAAAACUUAUUAUGAUAUUUCUUCUGAUUAUAUGAUUGGACAAGUUCUCAGUAUGGAUAAAUUACUUCAAUUACAAACGUCUAGUGAACGAUCCGCUCAAUUACGUUUAAUCUCCUCAAAUACAACUUUAAUUUCAACAAAAGUUAUGCAAUUAGCUCAAUCUCGACAAAAUGAGUAUAAUAUACGUAACAAAGCACGUCGCGAAGAAUAUGAACGAUUUUUAGCUCAAGUAGCUGAAGAAGAUUUAGAAGGUUCUAUUGGUUAA